Molecule: messenger RNA, 843 nt
Organism: Epithele typhae
Lineage: Eukaryota; Fungi; Basidiomycota; Agaricomycetes; Polyporales; Epitheliaceae
Product: Clavaminate synthase-like protein
Exons: 6
Coding region: 1-843 (280 amino acids)
Molecular function (GO): dioxygenase activity
Source: RefSeq, a predicted model, not a curated record
AUGCCUGGUCUCACACCGUACCCGCCUUCCCCCCAGGACGUUCCCACCAGCCCCCUCUUCGUGAUCGACUAUGAGCGUAUCAAAGCUCGAGAUGCGGACGAGAUUGAGGCUCUGGAAGGCUGCGGAGACGGGGUUUUAGUAGUGAGUGGCUGCUCUGUGCUUGACCUCAUGAACCACGGCGUACACGAGGAAGCGGAAGGUAUGUUUGCGAUGGGCGAAGAGACGAUCGCUCUUACCCUCAAAGAGAAGCUCCUCUUUGAGCAGGACAAAGGCACGCGCGACGUACCUGAGUUUGUCAACAUCUUCAAGGACGACGCGCUCGCCUGGCCGGCCGUCGCGCGCCGCAUGUAUCCCUCCGUCGUCAACGCACUGAUGCAGUCCACCAUCACGCCGUUUGUGAAGAAGUCGCUCGCGAUCAACAACCGCAUCAUCGGCGUCCUCAAGGACAAGCUCGGACUCCCUGGGGGCACGCUCGCAUCUCUCCACAAGGUCGAGGGGUUCAGCGGAUGCAUUGCGCGGUUCCUCAGGGCGCCGCCGUAUCUUGGGCCGGAGAAGACGUUCCUGACGGCGCACACGGACUUUGGGACCUUGUUGUUGCUGCACAGCCGCCUCGGCGGCUUGCAGGUGCUCCCGCCCGGGUCUGACCAGUGGUUCUACAUCAAGCCCCUACCCGGACACGCGAUCUGCAACAUUGGCGACGCCUUCAACAUCUUCUCUGGCGGCAUCCUACGAUCCAACAUCCAUUGUGUCGUCCCGCCUUCACGGGAGCAGGCCCAGUACGAACGCCACUCCGUCGUGUUCUUCACCCGCCCGAACGACACCAUCGAGCUGUGCGCGCUGUGA